Rotaria sp. Silwood1 is the source of this 124-nucleotide messenger RNA. The record is from the annotation of a GenBank genome assembly. NCBI's taxonomy places the organism in Eukaryota, Metazoa, Rotifera, Eurotatoria, Philodinida, Philodinidae.
ACAACUACAACAACAACCACAACUACAACUACAACAACGUCUACAACAACAACAACAACAACGUUCACAACCGCAACAUCAACAACAAGCACCACCACCACGACUUAGUGUAGAAGAUUUAUGA